Molecule: messenger RNA, 648 nt
Organism: Aspergillus tanneri
Lineage: Eukaryota; Fungi; Ascomycota; Eurotiomycetes; Eurotiales; Aspergillaceae
Product: putative secretory component protein shr3
Exons: 2
Coding region: 1-648 (215 amino acids)
Biological process (GO): endoplasmic reticulum to Golgi vesicle-mediated transport
Cellular component (GO): endoplasmic reticulum membrane
Source: RefSeq, a predicted model, not a curated record
AUGGCCUUUCGCAACGGGUCGUUUGCGACCUUUCUAAUCGUCUGCCCAACCAGCUUCUUCCUCGGCAUCAUCUUCUCCCUAUUCCCAUACGACUACCCAAUCCUGUGGUCAACAGCACCGACCCCCCCCUCACACUAUGACUACUUCGAAUCACAUCUCCGCUUCCUACACGCCUCCCCACCCCUCAUCCCACGAAUCCUGCACAUUGUGAUAUUCCUAGGUCUCGCUGGUCUCGUAGCGAAAUUAUACCGACCCUCGGAAUCCAACAUGUUAUUCGACGGCGCCUCGCUGGUCCUCUACAUGUGCGGCGUUACCGUGUACAUCGCCAAUAUCGUCAAGGGGCUUCGACUCGUCUCCGACGGGAAGUACGGCGCCGAGUUGGCGUCCACUCCUGACGAGAAAGAGCAGAUCCUCGGUCGGGAGGAUAGCCUUAAGGUUUUGGCGGCUAGUAAUACCAUUCUGGCACUGGUUUUGGUUGGUGUCCUGGUUUUGCAGGCGGGGCAGUGGUAUGCGGAGCGGAAGGAUGAGCAAGAGUUUGAGUCUUUAAGGGGGAAGAAGAGUCAGGAGAAGGAGAAGGCGCAGGAGAAGGCGCAGGGGCAGGGGCAGGGGCAGGAUGAGGCUACGUCCGGGAAGAAGAAGAAGAAUUGA